AUGGCAUCCCUCAAGGACACCCAUCCAGAGAACGUAGAGGCACACGACCUCCUCUCCAUCGACCACGCAGUCUGCUUCGACAACGAGGAGGGCACCCUGGCAAAAGGGCAGUUCAGACUGCAAUGUGUAUCGCUUCCCAUCCCCAAGGAGAUCGGGCGUCAAACGGCGAACCCUUUUGCCCCAUCUCCUUCAGAUCCCCCCAUCCCGACCCAUGACUACUGGCUCAUCAUUCAGGUCGGCGCGUCAUUCGAGCUGCUGGCUACACCGGGUCAGCUAUUCACCCCGCAGGUGACAAAAGACAGCAUCACCUACACCAUUACUUCCCGAGACAUACCAGGAGCGUCCAUCGCCUUCAUCUUGCCAUAUCCCCAGACCAAUGCCCAGCUCGAGGACUUGGAAUCGCUGGAGCUCUUGCUUCACCACUACAAGUCCAUGGGAGCAGAAGCGACGGCUUUGGCCGGUAUCGAGCCGCAGAAUCUGACCGGCUCAGCGCUCGCCCCGGAAGAGUUGCGGGGCAAGUUGGUUCUGGUCAACAACGACAACGGCGAAGUGCUGGGUGAGAUGGACGAGAAUCUGGAUAUUGAGGUGGAUAAGAGGAUUGCCAAGGAAAACGAGAAUCUUCCUGUUGUUUUGGACUUUGAGCAGGUAAUGGAGGGUCAUCAGGCUCUGAGAGUCAAGGUCAAGACGGUGCCAGAAGGCGAUAUGGAUGACUGGCUUCUUCGUGGAGCAAACUCAAUCAGCCGAGGAAUCUUGACUUUCGGAGCGUGGUCGUCACGCCAGAUGAUGUCAGGGGCAGACCAGUUUGUCAAAGGCUCCACUCCUCGAGAGAAACCUGUGGUCUUUUCGCCUCAGACCAAGGAAGGAUUUAUGAAAGUUCAUAAGGCUUCUGUUACCACGGCAACUGUCACAAAGUCUACCUUGAACAAGAUUCACGGAGCGAUUCAAACGGUAGCAGGAAAGACAUACACCCACGGGGUCCAACCAGUCAUGAGUACCUAUCAGGAAAACUACCGAGAGCUCGCGGGACCCCCUCUCCCCCCCCGAAAGCAGCCCCAACAGGUUGCAGCAUCAUCAGCAUCUCAGAAAGGCGCACCCUCCAUCCCAGACAAACCGUUGGAGCUAGGUGGCGCCCAAGUUCCGUAUGCCGCGCGUCAAUCCCCCAGCCCAACUAAAGGGAAUCAGCUAGCUUAUCCAGCGAGCACGCAAGCCGCCACAGGUCAGCUAGAGAAACCACCCAACUACUCUGUGGAUCCUAGCGCAUCUCGCCUGCCAUCUGACGUCGUCCCAGACCAGCCAAAGAAGAAGAGAGGGCUUCUGAGCCGAGUGGUGCUGGCAGGCGAAGUGGUCUUUACUUCUCUUGAAGCCACCGCACAUGAUAUCAUCAACAACGGUACCAUCGCAGCUUCCACUGCGGCUGGUCACAAAUACGGCAGAGAUGCCGGAGAAGCCACCGCUCUGGUGGGAGGCUCAAUCAAGAACGUGGCUGUGGUCUAUGUCGACAUUGCUGGAGUGGGAAGGCGUGCUCUCUUGAAGUCUACUGCCAAGGGCGUGAUCAAGACCAGGACCAAUGACGGAGAGAUCGUAGAGCUGAGGGCGGAGGGGAAUGGUAAUCAGAUCAGAGCCGGUGAGGCAGAGAGGGUAGAUGAGGGGGAAAUCGUGGUCGGCAUGACGGAGGUCAAGGAAAUCUCUCCAAUCGUACAAGUCCCUUGA
Molecule: messenger RNA, 1710 nt
Organism: Cryptococcus wingfieldii CBS 7118
Lineage: Eukaryota; Fungi; Basidiomycota; Tremellomycetes; Tremellales; Cryptococcaceae
Exons: 5
Coding region: 1-1710 (569 amino acids)
Biological process (GO): cell division
Cellular component (GO): plasma membrane
Source: RefSeq, a predicted model, not a curated record